This is a messenger RNA of Pseudophryne corroboree (corroboree frog), 3089 nucleotides long. It is a transcript of the gene ETAA1, whose product is annotated as ETAA1 activator of ATR kinase. The coding region runs from base 178 to 2733 and encodes 851 amino acids. The transcript is spliced from 6 exons. Gene Ontology annotation, biological process: replication fork processing; positive regulation of protein serine/threonine kinase activity; DNA damage response. NCBI's taxonomy places the organism in Eukaryota, Metazoa, Chordata, Amphibia, Anura, Myobatrachidae. Gene Ontology annotation, molecular function: protein serine/threonine kinase activator activity. Gene Ontology annotation, cellular component: nuclear replication fork. The record is from RefSeq and is a predicted model, not a curated record.
GACCUCCCGUCCAAUCAGGUCCACUUCCGAUCACACUGACCGCCAAUCGCCUGUUUGCUUUGCAUUGGGGAAGAUGGCGGCGCCGUAGUGGUGGUGGUAGUUACGCCGUGGUCUUGUUUCCAUCCCCGGCCGUCACUCCCCUAACUGUCUGCGCUGCGUCUCCGGAGCACCGAGACCAUGAUGAGCCGCAGGAGGCAGCCUGCACAUAGCUCCCGCACGGCAUCCGAGGAGGAGGAGACCGGGGAACGGAAAGUCUCCAGGGAGGGGGCCCCGGCCUCUGGCAGGGAGACCCCAAGCCGGAGCAAGAGCAGUAGGAAGCUGCGCCGGAGCGAGCGGUGCGGGGCUUCCCGCUUACUAAGCCCGACCUCAUCAUCUGUAGCCCCCCGGGGCGAGAGAGAGGAGGACUUGUGUCCAGAUAAUAAGACCCCAAAGAGAUUAACUAAAUGUAAACCAUGGAUGUCUGCCAUUAAUUCUCCAUACAAUGAUGCAGAACAACAGCAAGAAAUAUUUUGGGAUCCCCAUUCACCAGCACCCUUUAAAUUAGAUAAUGGAAAGAAAAAACAGGCUGCAAGCAAAUGCUCAGUUGACAUUUCAGAUAUUGUUAAUAGAAUUGCUCCAAAGGAUGAGAAGCCGGUGAACUCUGACGCAGCUUACCUCGGCGUUUGGAUUGGAGAUGAUGCUAUCCCAUGUACACCAGUAGUUUCCCGGACCAGAACGAAAAAGAAUAGGUCUAGCAUUCUACCUACGGAAGACGAACUUAUGAAGUUGGCAAAACAGCUAGACAGGAACUUGAUAGAGCAUAAAGACCAACAUGUUGAUGUGUUGAUCGAUUCAGCAAAUACUAUGGGUACUGUUAAGAACAGUCAUGACGAUUCUUUGCUAGAAGACAUCCCGGAAGAAGAUGAUUUAUUACUUGACCUGAAAUCUGUUAGUCAGAGUUCAAAUGUAGAUGUCCUGCCCCAGAUCAGCAGUCAGAGGUCCGUGGAUCAGGAUGCCGAAAAAGCUUUAAAUGACCUUUUUGAUUCUUCUACGCAGAAAUGCAGCGGACGGUUAAGCCAAGGUUUAUCAGAUGUUAGCACCAGGAGCUUACAUGAAGUUCACGUAGAUGCAACAAGCUGUAUUGAGAGAGAGAUUUUGCACUUUAAUCACCAACAAUCUUGUAAAAAGGUUACAAAUUCAAAUCAGUGUAGUUUUAGCACAACGUUAAACGCAGAUGCAUCUGAAGGUGUAAACAAAUAUUCUAUGCUAAAUAUUGUUAAACCAAAAGAUGCUGUGCAGUCGUCUGAUGUGGUCCAGUCCGUAUCAAGCAGCCAAGAUGACUUUGAGGAUGACUGGGGGACUGAUCUUCUUGAUGAUGAUUCCUUUAUUAUGCAGAUUACUCAAAAUCCUGAUUUGAUAGCUACCCCUAAAAACAGCAUGUCUAUGGAUAAAUCGGGCCAAACAAAGGUGGAUAAUGUUAGAGGGAAAGUUAUUGUUAAGUCCAUAACCACUUCUACCUCUAAUAAGUUGAAUAGUUUUAAGUUUGUGCCACCAAAAUUAAACGAGUGUAAUGGAAAAAACAGUAACUUACAUAGCCCAGAGUUGCCAAAUGUCAAGAAAACGGAAAAUAAUGCAAAUUACAAGAAUAUUAAGAGGGCAGCUUCUGGUACAGGACCUCAGAUGAUGUUGAAACCGGAAAUACACUCGGGACUACAGAUGACAAUAAAUAGUAACAGUAACCUAGUACGUGAUGGAAAUCCUUCCAAUAUUUGUGAACUUUCUAAAACCUCUAAUGUGACUAAGAACUUUUCAUUUAAAUCCUCAACGUUUCGUGAAGGAAAGGACCUACCUGUUAAAGAGUGUACCCAGGCUGUGCCACAAACACAUUCCUCAUGUAUAACCAAGGACACUGUCCUGAUGGACGAAUGGGAUGAUCCUAAGUUUUCCGAUGACGUUCUGGACAUGUUUUGUGAAUCUGAUAGUCUUUGGGAAGAGAAAGAAGACGAUGAUGAUCUAUUGUACCAAGUUUGUGAUGACGUUGAAAGGUUAACGCAGGUUCUGAUAACUAAUGAAAGUAAUUGUCAAAAGGAAAAUGCUUUGUUGCCAAGCUCCAGUUGCAAAGCGAUUGCAAACACGAGAUCAAAUAUUGACAUUGCAAGUCGACAAAAUAAAAAUGAAAGCCAUGCUCAUAAAUUCAAUGGCCACGUAGAACAGUGUAAUAAGACAAAUAAUAAAGGGGCCUCCCCUGCCACGGUCAGUGGAAAUUGCUCAAACUCUUAUCAAAACAAAGGUUUUCUGAGGUCUAAAUCUGUGCCUUCUGGAGUGGAGUGUAAAAAGCCAAUGCUCAAUGAGUCUCACUCACAGAAUCUUCUGAAGCCACAGACUGUUACAUCCAAUGCAGCAAGUUCAUGUGCACCCUCAAAGUAUUCUUUUACAAGAAUGAAACCUUCCCAGGCCACAUCUGUUCACACGAAACAUCCUGCCGCUGCAAAUGAAAGCAGUUUUCACUCGCAGGACGUCGGUGAAAGUAAGAAUAAAAGAAGCAGCUUUAUGCAGUCAAGCAUACACUCCAGUCAGCAACCUUCAUUAAAAAGGCACAUUUCAGAGUCUACCCUGCACUCUUCAAAAGUAUUUGUCUCAGACGACAGAAAUAAGAGAUGUUCAAUGGAAGAGAUUGAGCGGAAAAAACAGGAAGCUUUGGCUAGGAGAAAAAUGAGAGUACGAGCAUGUUCGAAUGACAGUGCACCAACGUGAUCUGUCACCACUCUUAUGUCAUCAAACGAGACAUGUUCUUUAGAUUAUUAAUAUAGUUUCUCUGUGAGAAUCUCAGUUUAUAAUUGCCAGCAAGCACUAUUUUAUUAUUUAUUACAAAUUGUUUACAGUGUUAAACUGUGUUUUUUCCCCACAAUUUUUGGAUAACUGAAAUAUCCUGUUAUUUUCAGGAAUAAAAUAUGUUGAUUGUAUUUAUCAUGUUUUCAAAAAAUACUGUCCUUGAGUCUUAUUUUCACUACACAGCAAAGCAAAUUCCUAAUUUCAUAGCACUUCUAAAUGUGUUUAUAUGUUCUUUGUUGAAAUACAUUCCCUAUUUUUUUUCUAAUUGCUCACUGUUA